AUGAAAAAAGACAGUCUAAAGGUCUGUCUCAAGAAGUUCAACAUCCAUUUACAUGAUAAUCUCGUUCUCAGUUCGAAUUUGACUUAUAAUUUUGUCAAAAAUGUUCAAACACUGAAUUUCACACAGUUUUAUUUGUAUUUCAAUGGAAAAUUUCCAAUUAUUUCUGAUCAAAUCAUUCAAUUUGUUCAUCAAAACAAAUCUGAAUUUGAUUCUAUCAAUAUCUUCAUGUCUCCACUAGAUAUCAACAUUUCUUUUGAAGAACUACCAAUUGUAUAUAAUUAUUUCAUGAAAAUUAAGUCAAAAUUCCAAAAUUUGGAAAAGAUUUUUUGUAUUUAUUUUAAUUUGACAAAGUUUUCUGUUAAUUUCGGUGUGAAAUCAAAUAAUUCGAUCUAUGAAACAAUAAAACUCAAUUCUGUUCUAUCUCAUAUCAAAGGAACACUUGAAAAUGGUCAAAUUAAAUAUGAUUUCACUUCAUCUCUUAAAAUCAUAGGAUUUUCAUCGAAAUUUUCACAGUUUGUACCAAUAAUUAAUAAUUUAGAUAUCAAUUUCUUAAUUUUUGUGUCAAAAAGUGAAAUUAAUUCUGAAAUUAAAACAAAUUCAGAUCUAAAAUCGAUUUUGACAGUAGAAUUCAUUAAUUUACUAAAUAAUAUAAAGGAUUAUCAUGAUUUGCAAUCAGAUAAGAAGAUUUUCAUUGAAAAUCAAUCAAUUUCAAAAAUAAUUUUAAAUAAUAAUUUGAAUUUGAUAAUUAAUCCAAAUCAGACAAUUAACUACAACGAGAAAACAAUACAGUUUGGUAGUUCUGUUCCUUUAUUGCCUACAAACAUGUUUUUCGACGGAUUUCAAAUUUCAAAAAAUUUAAUUUUACAAAUUGACUCAUCUUUUGAAGGAAACUAUUACAGGAUAUUACCAAAAAUGACGAUACACAACAGUCUUCCUGUCAGUUUUUCAGUUUUUUCUGCAAAUAGAAAUUUAAUUUUUAAUUUGAGUCCGAAUGAAGAAAAAAUACUUGAAACGAACUGUUUCAUCAUUGCAGAGAACUCUUCCAGUGCCAAAGCCAGUGAAAAAAUAAUAAUUAAUGAAAAAAGAAAAAUAUUUUCAAAUUUAAUUUCUCAAAAUGUUCAAAAAUCAAUUGUUAUUGACAUUUCUGAUUCAUCAGUUAAUGUAUUACCACGUCUUGUUGUUGUUAAUGAGAUUGGACAUCCAUUUUUUGUCAAAUUAUCUUCAGCAAAUUUAAUUAUUGAGAAAAAAGUUGAAGAAAGAGAGAAUAUCAUGUUGCCUUAUUACGAACAACUUCCGAUUCAUGCUUCUAUUAACUUUUCUGAUGGUUUUUCGAAUGAAUUCAAAAUUGGUGAAAUUUUUAAAGUGAAAAUUUCAUCGGAAUACAUCAAUAUUGCUUCCAAACUUCGUGUUAAUGAUAAUGGACAAACAGAAAUUGUCUUUUAUCCACAGUUUUCGUUCAUCAACCGCGGAAUUUCGGAAAUUUUUAUUCAUUCGAUUGAAAGAAAUCAAAAUUAA
Molecule: messenger RNA, 1515 nt
Organism: Trichomonas vaginalis G3
Lineage: Eukaryota; Parabasalia; Trichomonadida; Trichomonadidae
Exons: 1
Coding region: 1-1515 (504 amino acids)
Source: RefSeq, a predicted model, not a curated record